Catharus ustulatus (Swainson's thrush) is the source of this 1182-nucleotide messenger RNA. RefSeq names its product solute carrier family 25 member 48 (gene SLC25A48). NCBI's taxonomy places the organism in Eukaryota, Metazoa, Chordata, Aves, Passeriformes, Turdidae. The record is from RefSeq and is a predicted model, not a curated record. Gene Ontology annotation, molecular function: transmembrane transporter activity. Gene Ontology annotation, cellular component: mitochondrion. Bases 1 to 921 code for a protein of 306 amino acids. Gene Ontology annotation, biological process: transmembrane transport. The transcript has 8 exons.
AUGGGGAGCGUGCAGCUGCAGGACUUCGUGGCGGGCUUGGUGGGCGGAGUUGCCAGUGUGGUUGCAGGCCAUCCCCUGGACACAGUCAAGACUCGUUUGCAAGCUGGACAAGGAUAUGGAAAUACACUCAAGUGUGUUCUCACUGUGUACAGAAAUGAGUCUCUGGCUGGCUUCUUCAAGGGCAUGUCCUUCCCACUGGCCAGCAUUGGCAUCUACAGCUCGGUGGUGUUUGGUGUGUUCAGCAACGUGCAGCGGCUCCUGAGCCAGCUCCGCCACGGGGACCCGGCCACCGCGCCGUCGCUCACCGACAUGACUCUGGCCAGCAUCGUGGCAGGGGUCAUCUCCGUGGGCAUUGGCACUCCUGUGGAACUGGUCAAGAUAAGGCUACAGAUGCAAACACAGCCAUACAACAAAGCAAACGUUAAACUAAAUUCCAGAGUUCCUGGAUCUCCUGUGUACCGAGGCCCAAUUCACUGCUUAAGGACAAUCCUAGAGAAAGAGGGGAUAGCAGGAAUAUACCGAGGCAACGUAGCAAUGCUCCUGAGGGAUGUUCCCGGGUACUGCGCCUACUUCAUCCCGUACGCAAUGUUCUGUGACUGGAUAACUCCUGAUGGAAGCAUGUCUCCUAACCCCUUGUCUAUCUGGGUGGCAGGGGGUGUAGCAGGAGCUGUUUCCUGGGCGGUAUGUACUCCAAUGGAUGUUGUGAAAAGUAGACUUCAGGCAGAUGGAGUUUAUUUAAACCAGUACAAAGGGAUUCUUGACUGCAUGUUGCAGAGCUACCAGAACGAGGGCUUGAAAGUCUUUUGUAGGGGCCUCAUGGUCAAUACAGUGCGAGGAUUCCCAUCGAGUGCAGCCAUGUUUCUUGGCUAUGAACUUUCUCUCAAAGCAAUGAAAAAAUGCCAAACUGAGACCAAUUCCUAACUGCCAGGAGUGUUGCCAAGAAGACAAGAAAGUCUCCUACUUUCCUGAGCAGACCAGCAGUGUGGUGCUGGUGAGGGCUCAGCUGCUCUGACCAAGGAUCCCAUCCCGCACCUACGGCAACUGCUGUGGACACGUGGUCCAUGGGCUCCAAAAAUCGCACCAGCUCCGUCAAAUCCAAAGACUAUUUUACUUCAAAUCUUUCAUUGUUGACUAAGAACACCUUGAUAAUUCCAGUGGUAGUGGUGAGGUUCUUCAGCAAUG